Messenger RNA from Polypterus senegalus (gray bichir), 2407 nucleotides. Its product is annotated as butyrophilin subfamily 1 member A1-like. The transcript has 10 exons. Lineage: Eukaryota; Metazoa; Chordata; Cladistia; Polypteriformes; Polypteridae. Gene Ontology annotation, molecular function: protein binding. Bases 298 to 1758 code for a protein of 486 amino acids. The record is from RefSeq and is a predicted model, not a curated record.
UAAGCGUGCAGAGAAGCUGAAAUGAAGACGAGGGCGGAACCCCCCGGAUAGUGAAACUGAAAGCUGACACUGCACUAUAGAACUGAAUUCGUAUUUUAAGAGACUAAACACUUCCUUUAAUUUUAUUGCACACUUCCUGAAGUUUUAUUGGGUUUCGCCUUCCUAUAAACCAAGUGAGUCAAGGAUCCCGUUCCAAACUGGGGUGACAUAAUGACAGAUUUCAUCUGCUGGCAGCGAAGAAAUUAAGACGAAGCAGGAAGGAGGUCAUACGCGGGGAGAACGAAGACAAUAAGAAAGAUGAAAAGUCACUCACAAUGGCAUGGCUGUCUUUCCUUGUUCUUUAUAAUGGGGGUUUCCUCAAACAAAGAUAGUUUAUUCUCAAACUCAAAUGAUAUACUAGUGGCUGCACCUGGUGAGAUGGUCACCUUGCCGUGCCUAAUCCUGUCCAAGAUCUCCGCCAGAGACAUGGAGGUGAGGUGGUACAUCAAGGAGUUUGAUAAUCUGGUUCAUUUGUAUCACAAUCAACAAGAUGAUGUGGAAAACCAGAGGCCGGAUUACAAGGGCCGCACUAGCCUCUCUAAAAUUGGACUGGAGCAUGGAGACCUUUCCUUGAUGCUGAGAGGCCUUCGUCCGGCAGACAGUGGAAAUUACUCUUGCUUCGCCUCCAGUGAAUCCUGGUAUGAUGAAGUCAAAGUUGCCCUUAUUGUUGGAGCCACAGGAACACCUCCCCGGACCUCCCUGGACUCCACUAAUGGGGGAGCUGCCGUGUUGACUUGCACAUCAGAGAAAUGGUACCCAAAACCUGAAGUCAAGUGGAGAGACCAGCACGGACAUGAUGUGGGAGCCAAGGCAGCAGUAGAGAUGCUUCAGGAUAGUCAGGGGUUCCUGAGCAUCAGAAGUAGUAUUGUAAUCCAGGAGGAAUCCAACACUUUCUCUUGUCUUGUUAGAAACAACUUGCCAAAAACUGACACACAGUCGCUGCUUCAUGUGUCACAAGAGGUCUUUCCACAUGUAUCUGGCUCCUUGGUGGCCUUCAUCAUAAUAUUAUUCUUAAUAGUUGCAGUUACCAUCGCGUCUAUCCUGAUAAGUAAAAGAAUGGAAGGACUGAAGAAAAAAUAUGAGCAGAAAGGUGAUCUCUUGCCCUAUUUGUAUCUGUAUAAGGAAAUUGAGAAAAUCUGUUCCCUGCCUAAAUCAGAAUGGCAGGCGAUGAUUGACUGUGGAGUGGAAGUGAUUCUUGAUCCCACAGUGCAGUUUGGCCUGAUCCUCUCAGAAGAUGGGAAGAGAGCCCGCAGGGCUGAUGUGGAAAUCCCAAAUCCAUCCAACAAUCCCCAGAAAUUUGACGGAUGGCCCUGUGUCUUGGCCACGGAGGGCUACACCUGGGGGAAGUUUUACUGGGAGGUGGAGGUGGAAGGGAAUACGUACUGGAGACUUGGCAUCACCAAGGAGUCUGCUGAGAGGCAGGGUGGUGUCACUAUGCAGCCCCAAACAGGCUACUGGGUUUUACGUUAUUUUGGAGAAGAGUUUAGCAUCCUCACAGAUCCCAAAACUCCUCUUUUCCUGCGUUCAAAGCCUUCCAAGGUGGGACUGUUUCUUAAUUAUGAGGAUGGGCACUUGUCCUUUUACAAUGUGGAUACAAGAUCUCAUAUCUAUUCUUUCACACGCAUGGAGUUCAAUGUCCCUGAGAGACUCUACCCACUUUUUCUAACUCUGGACACAGAACAUGACAUUACUGUGAGCCCAAUUAGACAUCACGCUUGAAGAAAUAGACAAAGAUGAUAUGUUAUAAAGUCUUUAAGUGUGAGAAAAAAAACAAACAUUUGGUUAUUCUGGUUCACUCUGGCAGGUACAAAUGGGUAAAUAUAUGAAAAGUUGGGUGCUGGUUUUGCAGCAUGAAAGGUCCAUCCUAAAAACUUUUAUUAGUUGUAUUUACUUAGGCAUGGAUUCUUCUUAGGAUAGUCUAGUUUUCCUGCCUUAAUCCUAAAAUGUGCAGGUUAUCUGACAUCUAUAUAUUCAAGAAGGAUAAGUGGGUCAGUGCAUGCAAAAUGGUGUCCUGCAACAUAGUUGUGCCACACCCACAGUUGCUAUUUGAAUUGUGAAGGACUGAUAUUUGAGGCGUAGGCUAUUUAUUGACUUUAUGGAUUUAAUCCUUGUGCCACUUUAUGGUUCAGAAUGCAUUAAAAUUGUUUUCACUGAUUUUUUUUAAAUGGAAAAUAAGAAGAAUAAGUGAAUUGCUGAGGGUCAAAGAGUGAGUCAGACUGCACAACCGAAUCCAUAAAACCUUGGUCUCAAGGCAAGUUUUGUAAAAUUAUCUGUAGACUAUACUACAGACUUUAAACUGUCAAUUUUGAAGUGAAAUGUCAACUUUUAAAACUGUAAACAAAUAAUAAUAAUUUGGAGUUAAAUACAA